Molecule: messenger RNA, 1881 nt
Organism: Nerophis lumbriciformis (worm pipefish)
Lineage: Eukaryota; Metazoa; Chordata; Actinopteri; Syngnathiformes; Syngnathidae
Source: RefSeq, a predicted model, not a curated record
AUGGACCCCCCAAGGACACGGUCUCGAUCUCGGUCCGGCUUCUAUCAUUUCGCCGUGAACAACCCCGCGGGAGGCAGCGGCGGCGGCGGUAACGCACUCAGUAACGGGAGCAUGAUGAACGCCGGCGGAGCAGGAGGGAUGAGCUUCCCGCAGCAGAACAAUGCCGUCUGGGCUGCGCACCAUGGUGGUCGCGGUGGAUUCCCGGAGAGUCAGCCGCAGCAGCCGACUACUUACCUGGCCGCGGGGGCGCAACGCCACGGAGCCCACCGGCACCCCGGCACUGGAGGAGUGCUACACUUUCAUCCAGAUAACGUUUUCAGUGAGGAUCGAGACAAAAUGGAAGAUAGCCCAAGCCCCAAAAGGCAACGUCUUUCCCAGCAGUCCAUAUUAGAUCUAAGUGCUGCCCCUCCAGCUACCCCGUCCUCUCCCAUUCGCCCCUGGGAGCUCCCUCCUAGUCGCCGACCGCAUGCCCACUAUGCACCAGAGAGAUGUCACACACCUGUCCGCAAUCGUAGAAGCCCUCCAAUGCGACGCCCGCGUGGCCGCAGAGACCGCCUGACUCGCCAUCACCACACGCACAACCACCACCACCACCAUUUUAAUAGCAACAACAGCCAUCAUCACCCUAACACUCACCCUCACCACCACCAUCAUCACCACCUGCACUCUCACCAUGGGCUUUCACCGGUCCACCAAGAUGAGAAUUACCGUCACCCAGCCCAACCUCAGGGCUACACUGCCUUUGGCCAGCAACCCCCCAGAGGGCCGGGACCCGGAAUGGAAGAGCGCCAAGUUUACCAUCCCCCAAACCCCUCCCCAAGGCCCCUUCAUCCGUCCUCAAACCUUUCUCCCCGACUGUUGCACCCCCACCCAUCGCAGCAACCCAGCAGCGGGGUGUUAGAUCUCCAGGAGCAGGGUUCUGCUCCAGUAUCGUAUCCUGUGUCCCCGCCGGGGGCUCCACCUGGCCUGCCACCUCGCACAGCCCCGCAACAGAUUCCAGCAUGCUCGGUAGUCUUCAGUGGACAGCACUACCCUGUCUGUAAUGUCGCCCCACCUGUCCUGCAGACUUGUUCGGUGCAGCACCUUCCCAUGCCCUACGCGUUCCCCUCUUUGCUGUCCAGUGACCCAGCCUUCCUACUACCCCCACCGCCCCACCUCCCCCACCCUCCCACACAUCUUCCACACCAUCCAUCUCACCUGCCGCAGCCUGGCCAGUUCGGACCCUAUACGACUCAACAGGCCCGAUCACCUUUACAGAGGAUAGAGAACGACGUGGAGCUGCUGGGAGAGCAUCUGCCUUUGGGUGCGGGGCUCCACUACCCCCCUGCCACCCACCCGGCCCUCACUCCACACUCUACACAGCUCCAUUUUCUCUCCCAUGAGCCCUUGCCCCAAGAGUUUUUUGGAGUGUCCUACCCGAACUUCCUCCCUCGUCGCCUCGCAGGCCGAAGGUACCGCUCGCAACAGCCACUGCCGCCUUCACCUUAUCACCCCAGCCUACUACCUUACUUCCUCUCAAUGCUGCCAGUCCAGCCAACUGGCCCUGCAAUCAGUCUAGAGCUGGAUGUCGAUGAUGGAGAAGUGGAAAAUUAUGAGGCUCUCCUCAAUCUUGCCGAACGUCUCGGGGAGGCCAAACUCAGAGGACUUACCAAGGGAGAAAUCGAGCAGCUUCCUUCCUAUCGCUUCAACCCAAAUAACCACCAGUCAGAACAAACACUGUGUGUGGUGUGUAUGAGUGAUUUUGAGUCUCGACAACUGCUGCGAGUUUUGCCCUGCAGCCACGAGUUCCACGGGAAGUGUGUCGACAAGUGGCUGAGAGCCAAUCGGACUUGCCCAAUUUGUAGGGCCGACGCUUCCGAGGUCCAGAGAGACUCUGAGUGA